Molecule: messenger RNA, 1086 nt
Organism: Cajanus cajan (pigeon pea)
Lineage: Eukaryota; Viridiplantae; Streptophyta; Magnoliopsida; Fabales; Fabaceae
Product: Acyl-CoA N-acyltransferases (NAT) superfamily protein
Molecular function (GO): N-acetyltransferase activity
Source: RefSeq, a predicted model, not a curated record
CAGAAUGAAAAAUUAAACAGCCUUGUCAAAAAAAAGAAAAAAAAAUGAAAAUAGGUGUGGUGGGAAUUGGAGUAGGAUUCAAGUUUGGUUAUCCAUUCGAAAGUUGCAUAUGCGGAAGCAGAAAGUGCAGUAGAGAAAUGGUGGCAAUGGGGUUGGCAGCACAAACCCGCACACAGUUACAGUUACAGUUAGAGAAACACGUGACAGAGGGUUUUGGUUCAAAAUCCAUGGAAUUGAAAUGGGUAAGGCGAAGAAGAACCACCAAAACCUCUCACACGAAACCACUCUUCCCAAUUUACAUUUCCACCGACCCGUGCCACGUCGAUCCGCACCGUCUCCGAGACCUAUUUGCCGAUUGCAACUACUCUACCCGACCCGAACCCGAAAUCGUGGAUAUACGCAAACUCGGCGUUGCUCUGUCUCAUAGUGCCGUGAUUAUCUCUGUCUUCUGCAACCCCCAACAUGUAAACGCCGUUCCCAAUCACAAUUCCCCAAUUGCCGAUUUCUUCACGCCGGUUUCUCCUUCUCGCGACCAAUUGAUCGGCUUUGGCCGUGCCGUUUCCGAUUAUGGCCUCACUGCUUCUAUUUACGAUGUCAUGGUUAUUCCUUCCAUGCAGAGAAUGGGAAUUGGUCAGAUGAUAGUUAAAAAAAUUGUGAGAAUGCUUACAAGUAGAGACGUCUACGACAUAGCAGCCCUUUGCUCUGAGAAUGAAAGGUUAUUUUUUAAGGCGUGUGGAUUUGGAGACGACAUUUUGGGCUCUACUACCAUGAUGUACACGAGAACUGCUCCAUUAACAUUCCAUGAAGGGGAAUAGACAGUUACAUACUUUCAUGUGCAAGCCUUGCUAUUGUUAAUUCCACCUCUUAUUGAGGGACCUACGAAUCUUCAAGGACAGUAAUGUAAAGAGUCAAGCUACAUUCUGUAAACAAUUAGCAACAACUAGAUUGUUGCUUGAUCAGCUAGAGGAGGUUCGACAUUGCCAUUUUUUUCGUCAUUCAUAGAUUCAUAUUCACAAUUCAAGUGAUAGAUAGGUAAAAUUUGUAAUUGCAAGAUUUUUUGUUCCACGCUUUCAGUGUAAACGUGGG